Molecule: messenger RNA, 431 nt
Organism: Heterotrigona itama
Lineage: Eukaryota; Metazoa; Arthropoda; Insecta; Hymenoptera; Apidae
Source: the annotation of a GenBank genome assembly
AUGGAACGUUUCUCGACAGUAAUUUAUAAUAAUUGUACUCUAACAAUUUAUAAAUUCAAACCAAGCAAAAAAAAAAAAAAAAGGUUAUAACACCAAGUUCGAAGCAUAAAUGUGUAAAAAUCAAUGACAAUAGAAAGCGAAUAUUUGGGACAGUUGCGUAUUAUAAUAAAACCAAAUUCAGUGUCGACGUAACUGAUCGAAUGGCGAGACAGUACAAUGGCCUGUGCCAAGUUUCUUUCAACAUCCUUGAUUUGGUCGAUAUCAAUGCAUGGACCGUUUAUAAGGGAACAAAUGGACAAAAUAUAUCGAGACAAUUUCUACUACAAUUAGCAGAAGACUAUCAGGAAUUUCUCCAAGAAGAAAAGGAAAACGUACAAUUCGCAUUUGUGGAAAACAUGUCAGACACGACAUGUCUUUUGCAAAGACAAUAA